UUUGAGGGGAUCUUGAGGGUGAGGCUGCCCAACGAGGACGGGGCUGAGGUGUUGAAGUAACAAACACUGAGUUAGAACUCAGAGCAAAUCGGAAACAGCUGGUGGCUGAGCUGGGCGAAAAGCUGUAGUUUUUAAAACAUGGUGGCCAAUCUCGCCAUUGCUGCCACUGAGAUGCAGGGUGUCUGUCCCCUUGCUGUGGAUCUGGGUUACUUCCUGACUGCCUUGAUUGGUGGAAUGUGGUGGGUGUGAGGCUGAGUGACCCCCAAUGUGGCUUCCCCAUUGUUCACCAGGAUGCUGGCUCUGGGAGCCCUGUGAUGCCAAGGAAGGAGUUGGCCCUUUGGCAGCCAUGCUGUGAGGAAACCCAAGCUCCACAGGCAGCCAUGGGAGCUCCAGUGGGCAGCCCUGGUAUUCAGUCCCCUCCACUCAGGGCCCUGAUAAGUGAGGGGACAGGCCUUCCAAGGACUGUAGCUGUAGCCCUUGGUAAUUAGGUGUGUCAGCUUUGGUGUCCUUGGACAUUGGAGCAGAGAUGAGCUGACUGAAGCUGGGGCCCGCUGAGGCUCCUCACCCACAGAAUUGGGAGUGUAGUAACAUGUUGCAGGCUGCUGAGUUCAGGGUAACAUGCAACACAGCAGCAGUGACAGGAACAAAAGCGGUGGCUGCCCAAGGAGGGGGAAGGAAGGGCCUUGGGGUGGGGUGGGGUGGGGUGGAGGAUGAGGGGGCCAUAGGACUCAGGUUUUGGGUGGGAGAGUGGAGUGUGAACAAGAGGCAGACCCCUAACAAGGGUGCAGUGAGGAUGAUUCAUUUCAUCUCAUUCCGCACAUUUUCAUAGUCUGUGUAUUGGGGGCUUUCUUGCUUUCUCUGUAAAUGAACCAUGAAGGAAACAAUCCCUUUUCAUAGGCGCACAGGGGACAUAGGGAUGAAUGUCUGGUAGCUGCCAUAAAAAGUACCACACACUGGGUGGUUUCCAACAACAGAAACUUAUUCUCCCAGUUCUGGAGGUCAGAAGUAAAAAUCAAGGUGUCAGCAGGGCCACACUCCCCUGAGGCUCUAGGGGGGCCUCCGUCCUGCUUCUUCCCUCUUGUGUGGCCCCAGUGUCCCUUGGCUUGUGACACAUUGCUCCAGUCUCUGCUCCAACAUCACAUGGCGUCUGCGUCUGUCUUUCCCUCUGAGUGUAUCUAUAAGGGCACUUGUCCCUGGAUUUAGGGCCCACUCAGAUAACCCAGGGAGAUCUCAUCCUGAGAUUCUUACAUCUAGAAAGACCCUUUUUGCAAACAAGAUUGCAUCUCUUCAACCUGUUACAGCACACAAGAAGGCAAUUGAAAUACUGCGCGGGCUGAGCUGGUGGCCCUGGUGGGCGGAGACAGGGCUGGCAGGCUUUCACCUUCUCCAGGAUAUAUUUCAGCAGGGCUUUAUCAGCAGGAAAAUGGAAACCACAGCUGCUUUUUGCCUUUGUGGGAAGCUGUAGAAAUAAGAGUACAGUGGAAACUCUCUGCUUCGUAAAAUAACUUCAUGUUGACUCAGAGGGGAAACAGGAAAGGUGCCUUCUAUCUUUUUUAUGCGAGUUUUUCUCUCUGUUGGUGGGGCCUUUGCUUUUAAGGAGUGUUUCUACAAGAAUACUUGUUGGAUAUUUAGUGUGAACAGGAAGUAAGAUGUGCUGACUAACUUUUCCAUUAUUUUAAUGGCAUUUUUAUUGCUCAGAAAAUGAAGACAGAAAGCAAAGAGUGAACGCUUUCAUUGUGCUGGGUAAAUGCCAUAAACAACCUGCCUUUCUGAAUUUUUUUCUCUGCGAUUUUCAGAUGCACACACAUGCGUGCAUGCAUAAGUACACACACAUCCAUAGAGGGGGUGUUUCCCCAAAGUCGCGGUCAUGCCACGCAGAGGUAUGCACCUUGCUUUAUUUGCUCACCACUGUGUCAUAGAUGUGUAUGUUCUGCAGUGUGCUACGAAGCCAUGUGUGCCCUUGUGUGUGCUGUGUGUCCCUGGGGCCUUCAGUGGAGGUCUCUCCAGUCUGCCACACCCUUGACUGUUUUCCUUGGUGUACAUUACUCUUGUCAAGGCAUUGAUUAGCAGGACAUGUGAUGGCCCCUGUGAAUGGUGGAGCCCAGAAAAUGAAAUUGGCAGUGUUUUAGUAGGCCGUGUGUGUUUGUGUGUGUGUGGGGGGGUGCAUGCAUGUGUGUAUGUGAAUGUGUGUGAGCAUUUGUGUGUGUGUGUGUGUACGUGCAUGUACCUUGUGCAUAUAUGCAUGUGUGUGUGAGUGCCUGCCUGCACAUGUGUGCUCAUAGGUUCCAGAAUAGCAGUGCACAGCAUGCUGGAAGUCUGCAUUCUGGGAGAGUUUCUUGGAUUUAGGAGUCUCUUCUCAUUAGGAGGCUUACUGAACUUAUUUUACGGAAGUCUUAGUUGUAUUUUUAGCCAAAAGAUAAAACUCGCCCCACUCUCCUCCAUGCCUCCAGCUUGUCUAAAGUGAAAUGGCCUGGGGAGAAUUUGACAUGGUAGUACAGUGAUGUGGUGUGUUUCUCUGGGGUCAGAUAUGUCGGCUCUCCUAUCCCUGGACAGGUCAGCCCAGUAUCCCAGCCAAAUAUUGUGUAUGUGCCUAGAUCCUUCACAGGCAUGACUUUUUGUUGGUGCCAUGUGGUCAUGGGGGCUUCCUUCCGCAGUCAGGUUCUGCUCCGAAGUGGGGAUUGGAGGCAUCUCUGGAGCCUGGCGUGAUACCUUUGCCAUGUCCCUGAUUGAUUGUGUCGGUCAGGGUCCCCCACAGAAGUGAAACUAAUGGGUGUGUGCAUGUGUAUGCGUGUGUAGACAUUACAAGGAAUUGGCUCACCUGAUUGUGGAGAUGCCACGAGUCUAAAAUAUACAGCAGGCUGGAGACCCAGAGAAGAAUUGCAGCUCAAUGGAAGGCUGUCUGGAGGCAGAACUUUCUGCUCUUCUCCUUGGGGGAGGUCAGCCUGUGCUAUUCAUGCCUUCAGCUGAUUGGAUGAGGACCACCCUCAUUACAGAGGGCCAUUUGCUUUACUCAAAGCCUCUGCUUUAAAUGUUGAUCUCAUUAAAAAAGUAAUACCUCCACAGAAGUAUCAAGAAUAAUGAUUGGCCAGAUAUCUGGGUACUGUGGCACAGCCAAGUUGACAUGUGACAUCAGCCAUCACACUGGUCAGUGCUCCCCAGUGCACGGGCCCCGUGGCAUGCUAUGUUUUAUAAACCAGUGUGGGCCCUAGGUAAGGUGUGUGAGCUUGCUCAAGGUGUAUUGUAUGAAGGUGUUGCCCUGCUCCCAGAAGCCUGCCCCAGAGCAGGCAGGGCUUGUUAUUCUUGCCCAGAGAUCAUCGGGCCAGCAUGAGGUGGCCGAAGGUUGGCACUUCUUACAUUCUAAUGGCACCAGGAGCGAGGUCCGGGGCCUUGUGCAAGCUGCGCUCACACCUCAGCCGACCUUCUGCUUCUUAGGAAGGUUGCUUCAUUCCGGUCACCACUGGCCCCAUAUUUAAGCAUCAGUAAUACCUUAGGUGCCUCUGGGGACCAUUCCUGUUGUCCUCCUUCCAAAAACUGCUUCAUUUUCCUUCAAAAUGUGACAUGGCUUGGACAUGCUAGAGGCAUUUAUUAGCAGAAAGCCUGGGAGCUCUGCCUCCAUGAUAUUUUCUUUUUCUGGGAAAAAAAAUAUUUGUGCAAGCCAUGGUCAUAUCAUUGUUUCCCGCUCUCUGUGAGCCUGCUGACAUUGGCCUCCCGUGUGCCUGGCGUGCUCUUAUCAGACCUGUGUGCCAUCCUGUGAAUUCUACCGUAAACAGUCACAGCGAGGCGGGAGAAACACAGCCUGGUGGUCCACGGCAGGCUUGGUCUGGACUGGAUGGGAGCUGCCUGAUGGAUCAGUAGGGGAAUGCAGAGGGGUGCCAGCUCCAGGACUGGUAAAGGUGGCUCUUCUCUUUCUUUUCCAUCAGGUGCAGUGUUGGAGUGAAUGAAUGAUUGAUGGGUGAACAAGUGAGAGAGUGGAGCUGGUCACAGAGGGUGGGCUUGAAAACGAUAAUGAAGUGUACACACUGAAAAAACAAAAAUCACCCACGGGUUCUGAAGCUCAGUGGAGUUCUGCAGACUCUGCUAACACCAGAUAGUGGAAAGAAACCAUGUGCUGAAAUGUUUGACGACACUGAUGGUUUGACUCUGCUAACUGGAAUGGCUUAUUGUGCAAGAAAGUACACCUGGUCGGGUCCUGGGGCUCAUCUCUAGCACCAGCAAAGAUUUCUGAAGACGUCUUUCUAGAAAUGACUGGAAAGUUUCAAGAGGCAUAAGAUACAGCAUUUCUUCUGAGGCCCUGAAGAAGUAUCAAGUGGGCUUUGACAUUGCGGUGGUGAGAGCGACCCCUCCUCACCUGGAGAACUGGGAAAUGUGGAUUCUCAGGGACCGCGCUGUUCACGAGCUCCAGGCUGUGCUGCUGGCCCUGGUCCUGGGGCGCUGAGCCGCAUCUGCAAUAGCACACCUGCCCGGCCACCUGCUGCCGUGAGCCUUUGCUGCUGAAGCCCCUGGGGUCGCCUCUACCUGAUGAGGAUGUGCACCCCCAUUAGGGGGCUGCUCAUGGCCCUUGCAGUGAUGUUUGGGACAGCGAUGGCAUUUGCACCCAUACCCCGGAUCACCUGGGAGCACAGAGAGGUGCACCUGGUGCAGUUUCAUGAGCCAGACAUCUACAACUACUCAGCCUUGCUGCUGAGCGAGGACAAGGACACCUUGUACAUAGGUGCCCGGGAGGCGGUCUUCGCUGUGAACGCACUCAACAUCUCCGAGAAGCAGCAUGAGGUGUAUUGGAAGGUCUCAGAAGACAAAAAAGCAAAAUGUGCAGAAAAGGGGAAAUCAAAACAGACAGAGUGCCUCAACUACAUCCGGGUGCUGCAGCCACUCAGCGCCACUUCCCUUUACGUGUGUGGGACCAACGCAUUCCAGCCGGCCUGUGACCACCUGAACUUAACAUCCUUUAAGUUUCUGGGGAAAAAUGAAGAUGGCAAAGGAAGAUGUCCCUUUGACCCAGCACACAGCUACACAUCCGUCAUGGUUGAUGGAGAACUUUAUUCGGGGACGUCGUAUAAUUUUUUGGGAAGUGAACCCAUCAUCUCCCGAAAUUCUUCCCACAGUCCUCUGAGGACAGAAUAUGCAAUCCCUUGGCUGAACGAGCCUAGUUUCGUGUUUGCUGACGUGAUCCGAAAAAGCCCAGACAGCCCCGACGGCGAGGAUGACAGGGUCUACUUCUUCUUCACGGAGGUGUCUGUGGAGUAUGAGUUUGUGUUCAGGGUGCUGAUCCCACGGAUAGCAAGAGUGUGCAAGGGGGACCAGGGCGGCCUGAGGACCUUGCAGAAGAAAUGGACCUCCUUCCUGAAAGCCCGACUCAUCUGCUCCCGGCCAGACAGCGGCUUGGUCUUCAAUGUGCUGCGGGAUGUCUUCGUGCUCAGGUCCCCGGGCCUGAAGGUGCCUGUGUUCUAUGCACUCUUCACCCCACAGCUGAACAACGUGGGGCUGUCGGCAGUGUGCGCCUACAACCUGUCCACAGCCGAGGAGGUCUUCUCCCACGGGAAGUACAUGCAGAGCACCACAGUGGAGCAGUCCCACACCAAGUGGGUGCGCUAUAAUGGCCCGGUACCCAAGCCGCGGCCUGGAGCGUGCAUCGACAGCGAGGCACGGGCCGCCAACUACACCAGCUCCUUGAAUUUGCCAGACAAGACGCUGCAGUUCGUUAAAGACCACCCUUUGAUGGAUGACUCGGUAACCCCAAUAGACAACAGGCCCAGGUUAAUCAAGAAAGAUGUGAACUACACCCAGAUCGUGGUGGACCGGACCCAGGCCCUGGAUGGGACUGUCUAUGAUGUCAUGUUUGUCAGCACAGACCGGGGAGCUCUGCACAAAGCCAUCAGCCUCGAGCACGCUGUUCACAUCAUCGAGGAGACCCAGCUCUUCCAGGACUUUGAGCCAGUCCAGACCCUGCUGCUGUCUUCAAAGAAGGGCAACAGGUUUGUCUAUGCUGGCUCUAACUCGGGCGUGGUCCAGGCCCCGCUGGCCUUCUGUGGGAAGCACGGCACCUGCGAGGACUGUGUGCUGGCGCGGGACCCCUACUGCGCCUGGAGCCCGCCCACAGCGACCUGCGUGGCUCUGCACCAGACCGAGAGCCCCAGCAGGGGUUUGAUUCAGGAGAUGAGCGGCGAUGCUUCUGUGUGCCCGGAUAAAAGUAAAGGAAGUUACCGGCAGCAUUUUUUCAAGCACGGUGGCACAGCGGAACUGAAAUGCUCCCAAAAAUCCAACCUGGCCCGGGUCUUUUGGAAGUUCCAGAAUGGCGUGUUGAAGGCCGAGAGCCCCAAGUACGGUCUUAUGGGCAGAAAAAACUUGCUCAUCUUCAACUUGUCAGAAGGAGACAGUGGGGUGUACCAGUGCCUGUCAGAGGAGAGGGUUAAGAACAAAACGGUCUUCCAAGUGGUCGCCAAGCACGUCCUGGAAGUGAAGGUGGUUCCAAAGCCCGUAGUGGCCCCCACCUUGUCAGUUGUUCAGACAGAAGGUAGUAGGAUUGCCACCAAAGUGUUGGUGGCAUCCACCCAAGGGUCUUCUCCCCCAACCCCAGCCGUGCAGGCCACCUCCUCCGGGGCCAUCACCCUUCCUCCCAAGCCUGCGCCCACCGGCACAUCCUGCGAACCAAAGAUCGUCAUCAACACGGUCCCCCAGCUCCACUCGGAGAAAACCAUGUAUCUUAAGUCCAGCGACAACCGCCUCCUCAUGUCCCUCUUCCUCUUCUUCUUUGUUCUCUUCCUCUGCCUCUUUUUCUACAACUGCUAUAAGGGAUACCUGCCCAGACAGUGCUUGAAAUUCCGCUCGGCCCUACUAAUUGGGAAGAAGAAGCCCAAGUCAGAUUUCUGUGACCGUGAGCAGAGCCUGAAGGAGACGUUAGUAGAGCCAGGGAGCUUCUCCCAGCAGAAUGGGGAGCACCCCAAGCCAGCCCUGGACACCGGCUAUGAGACCGAGCAAGACACCAUCACCAGCAAAGUCCCCACGGAUAGGGAGGACUCACAGAGGAUCGACGACCUUUCUGCCAGGGACAAGCCCUUUGACGUCAAGUGUGAGCUGAAGUUCGCUGACUCAGACGCAGAUGGAGACUGAGGCCGGCUGUGCAUCCCCGCUGGUGCCUCGGCUGCGACGUGUCCAGGCGUGGAGAGUUUUGUGUUUCUCCUGUUCAGUAUCCGAGUCUCGUGCAGUGCUGCGUAGGUUAGCCCGCAUCGUGCAGACAACCUCAGUCCUCUUGUCUAUUUUCUCUUGGGUUGAGCCUGUGACUUGGUUUCUCUUUGUCCUUUUGGAAAAAUGACAAGCAUUGCAUCCCAGUCUUGUGUUCCGAAGUCAGUCGGAGUACUUGAAGAAGGCCCACGGGCGGCACGGAGUUCCUGAGCCCUUUCUGUAGUGGGGGAAAGGUGGCUGGACCUCUGUUGGCUGAGAAGAGCAUCCCUUCAGCUUCCCCUCCCCGUAGCAGCCACUAAAAGAUUAUUUAAUUCCAGAUUGGAAAUGACAUUUUAGUUUAUCAGAUUGGUAACUUAUCGCCUGUUGUCCAGAUUGGCACGAACCUUUUCUUCCACUUAAUUAUUUUUUUAGGAUUUUGCUUUGAUUGUGUUUAUGUCAUGGGUCAUUUUUUUUUAGUUACAGAAGCAGUUGUGUUAAUAUUUAGAAGAAGAUGUAUAUCUUCCAGAUUUUGUUAUAUAUUUGGCAUAAAAUACGGCUUACGUUGCUUAAGAUUCUCAGGGAUAAACUUCCUUUUGCUAAAUGCAUUCUUUCUGCUUUUAGAAAUGUAGACAUAAACACUCCCCGGAGCCCACUCACCUUUUUUCUUUUUCUUUUUUUUUUUUUAACUUUAUUCCUUGAGGGAAGCAUUGUUUUUGGAGAGAUUUUCUUUCUGUACUUCGUUUUACUUUUCUUUUUUUUUAACUUUUACUCUCUCGAAGAAGAGGACCUUCCCACAUCCACGAGGUGGGUUUUGAGCAAGGGAAGGUAGCCUGGAUGAGCUGAGUGGAGCCAGGCUGGCCCAGAGCUGAGAUGGGAGUGCGGUACAAUCUGGAGCCCACAGCUGUCGGUCAGAACCUCCUGUGAGACAGAUGGAACCUUCACAAGGGCGCCUUUGGUUCUCUGAACAUCUCCUUUCUCUUCUUGCUUCAAUUGCUUACCCACUGCCUGCCCAGACUUUCUAUCCAGCCUCACUGAGCUGCCCACUACUGGAAGGGAACUGGGCCUCGGUGGCCGGGGCCGCGAGCUGUGACCACAGCACCCUCAAGCAUACGGCGCUGUUCCUGCCACUGUCCUGAAGAUGUGAAUGGGUGGUACGAUUUCAACACUGGUUAAUUUCACACUCCAUCUCCCCGCUUUGUAAAUACCCAUCGGGAAGAGACUUUUUUUCCAUGGUGAAGAGCAAUAAACUCUGGAUGUUUGUGCGCGUGUGUGGACAGUCUUAUCUUCCAGCAUGAUAGGAUUUGACCAUUUUGGUGUAAACAUUUGUGUUUUAUAAGAUUUACCUUGUUUUUAUUUUUCUACUUUGAAUUGUAUACAUUUGGAAAGUACCCAAAUAAAUGAGAAGCUUCUAUCCUUGA
This is a messenger RNA of Homo sapiens (human), 8576 nucleotides long. RefSeq names its product semaphorin 4D (gene SEMA4D). Gene Ontology annotation, cellular component: extracellular region; semaphorin receptor complex; GABA-ergic synapse. The transcript has 19 exons. The record is from RefSeq and is a predicted model, not a curated record. Gene Ontology annotation, biological process: positive regulation of Rho protein signal transduction; positive regulation of inhibitory synapse assembly; negative regulation of osteoblast differentiation. NCBI's taxonomy places the organism in Eukaryota, Metazoa, Chordata, Mammalia, Primates, Hominidae. Bases 4519 to 7107 code for a protein of 862 amino acids. Gene Ontology annotation, molecular function: semaphorin receptor binding; signaling receptor binding; receptor ligand activity.